GUCACUGUGAAAAUAAUUCGGUGGACGGGUGCAAUGAGCAAUCCAAUUUGAAAUAAAUAAAAUAAACGAGGACUUCUAUUGUAUUUCUAUUAUGCUUUCAAACUUAAGAUAGCGAAAUGGUCGUGUGUAAAUUUUUCCAGGCAGGAUACUGCCGUUAUGGCAAGAACUGUAGAUUUGAACAUAUCUACGGAUCCAAGUACACAUACCAUGCAAAUCCAGUAGCUCAAGCCUCCCAGCCUGCACCAGCUCAGAUGCAGCAGGCGGCCGGCGUCACAGAUGAACAGCUAGUCAAGCAAGUGCAGUCUGACAUACAAGCAGCCCUCCAGGGAGGACAGUGGAUCCUCUCAUGUUACUCACCCUUCAAAGAAAAACCCAUAUUUCCAGGAAUUUCAGACCUGUCUCCGGAGGAAGCCAGGCUGUUCAUAUAUGAGGCAAAAAACACAAAUAAUAUUGAUCAAGCUGUCAUGUACUUCAACAAUCUGGUAAAAGAGGCUAGACAAAAAUAUGAACAACUGCUACAACCUAACCUCAACACUAUUAAGAUUUUAAGAAGCCUCUACAAAGGAGAGACAGCUUCCUCACCAUUCUCAAACGAACCACAGAAUGUGUUCAGCAAUGCCAACAAUGCAGCAGCUUCUAUAUUCCGCAGUGCUGUCCAGGCAGCUCCUGUGCCAAAUCAAAGUGCUCAGUCAAUAUUUGGCCAAGCGCAAAAUAGCAUUUUCAAUCAGCAACCACCAGAUCCAGCAAAGCAAUUGUUUGCACAAGCUAAUCAACCUGGUUUUGGUCAAAGCCCGCCUUCCAGAAACAUAUUUGGUCCACAAAAUCCAACUGUUGAUCCUAAAUCAAUAUUUGCUGCAGCAGCUCAGAAUAAUUUUAAUCAGACAAAUCCGAGUAACCCAACUGAUAUAUUUGCUCAAGCGAAUCAAAAUAUUUUUGCUAGAGAACCGAGUCAAAAUACUUCUCCAUUUAGUCAGGGGAAUGUUUUCCAGCCUGCUCCAAAUCCUGCAUCAAUAUUUGGGCAAGCAACCAACAAACUAGAGAUGGAAGAUGAUCCUGGUGUUUAUAGUAAGAUGGAAGAGUUGUCUGAUGUAGACCUGCAGGCGUUCAAGAGUAAUACUUUUCAGUUAGGUUUCAUUCCUGAGCUGCCUCCACCGCAUGAGAUGUGUACUGGACAACAGUUGUUUUCAUAAAACUACUGAGUAUUAUAGCUUUGUUUCAAAAGUUGUAAAUAUUAAUCUUGUUUGUAUUUAAAUUCCUUGUGUGGCUAUAUUUGUGAAUGUUAAGUUACUGAACAUUUUGUAUGUAAUUUGUCCGUUUGUUAAUAGAACCAAAACAAUUGAUUCAAUCAAAGCAUUCCCUGGUCACAAUAACAUUUUUAACAAUAAAUUAGUUUUUCUCAGAAUUAAGAUUUUCUUAACAAUGUUUCUUACUGCAACAUGGACUCAAUGGACUGACUAUUUAUAACUCUUCAAAUAAUUGUUGAUGUAUAAUAAUGUUACCUUUAUUUGUGUUUUCUAUGUGAUAAAUAAGCAAUAAGGCAAUAAGUAAAAAAUGAUUUUAAUUA
Messenger RNA from Helicoverpa zea (corn earworm), 1564 nucleotides. Its product is annotated as nucleoporin NUP42-like. NCBI's taxonomy places the organism in Eukaryota, Metazoa, Arthropoda, Insecta, Lepidoptera, Noctuidae. Gene Ontology annotation, molecular function: metal ion binding. The transcript is spliced from 3 exons. Bases 117 to 1190 code for a protein of 357 amino acids. The record is from RefSeq and is a predicted model, not a curated record.